Hordeum vulgare subsp. vulgare (domesticated barley) is the source of this 2520-nucleotide messenger RNA. Its product is annotated as phospholipase A1 PLIP1, chloroplastic-like. The transcript is spliced from 2 exons. Lineage: Eukaryota; Viridiplantae; Streptophyta; Magnoliopsida; Poales; Poaceae. The coding region runs from base 187 to 2211 and encodes 674 amino acids. The record is from RefSeq and is a predicted model, not a curated record. Gene Ontology annotation, biological process: lipid metabolic process. Gene Ontology annotation, molecular function: glycerophospholipid phospholipase A1 activity.
CCUCCCCCCCCCCCCCCCCCCCCCACCCUUUUGGCCGCACGGAUCGCCAAAGCCGAAUCAAAUACUACACCGCCACCAAGAGGCCAGGCCAACCACCAUCAUCCCCGACCCCAAGCGUUACCGCCGCCGGCAGCUGCGCUGGAUCCGUUUGCCUAGCAGCGCGGCUCCGGAAGGACCCAUCCAUCCAUGGUGGCGAGCAUUGCCGGGGCGGCGGCGUCGUCGUCGUCCGCGCACGCGCACGCGCCGGCAGGCCGGCGAGCCAAGAGGGAGCCGGUCAACAUGCAGGCCGGCAUCCGGCGGUCGCGCUCCGAGCCGCACCUCCGCUGCUCCCGCCGCGGCGGAGCCGCGGGCGCAUCGCUCACCACCAGCCGCUCCAUCGGCGUCUUCCCCUUCCAGUUCGGCGCCGCGCCGCUGCGCCCGCCGCCGCUCCCCGACGGCGACGGCUACCGGCUCCUCACCGUGUGCGCCGGCGAGACCGACCCAGACCCUGACCCUGACCCGGAAAUGCCGCAGGUCAGGACGCCCGAGGACCACUGGCUGGACCGGCUCCUGGAGCUGCGCUCCCGCUUCCACGACCCGACCAAGCGCUUCUUCUCCGACGCGGACAACCUCUUCGAGGAGGAGGACGACGACGACUACCACGAGGACGGCGGCUGCGGCGUGAACUACGACGAGGACCACGCCGCGGCGGAGGCCGAUGACAAGUGGGACCGCGACUCCUUCGUCAAGCUGCUGGCGCGGGCCCCCCCGGGCGAUGCCCGGCUGUUCGCGCAGCUGGCCUUCCUCUGCAACAUGGCCUACGUCAUCCCGGAGAUCAAGACUGCUGAGCUGAGGAAACACUACGGACUGGAGCUGGUGACGUCGUCGGUGCACAAGAAGGCGGAGGCCAGCGCCGUGAGCGCUCGGGUGGACGUCCACUCCACCCGGCCGGCGGGCGACGCGCAGCAGUACGAGGUGGCUGCGGAGCCGCAGCCGCGGCGGCCGGUCCGCCGCUCCAACCACCUGGCCUACGAGGUGGCCGCGUCGGCCGCGUCCUACGUCCAAGCGCGGGCCCGCGGCCUGCUCUCACUCCGCGGGCAUCAGCACCCGCCGGCUGGGGAAGAAGACCGGCUGUACAACUCGGGCAUGGCGGCCUACGUUGCCGCCUCCACGGUGACGGCGGUGGUGGCCGCCGAGGACGAGGCGCGGCAAGAGGCCGCGCGUGACCUGCGGUCGCCGCUGUCGUCGCCGUGCCAGUGGUUCGCCUGCGACGAGGCCGACAUGCGCACCCGCUGCUUCGUCAUCCAGGGCUCCGACUCGGUCGCGUCCUGGCAAGCCAACCUCCUCUUCGAGCCCACCACAUUCGAGGACACCGGCGUUCUCGUGCACCGCGGCAUCUACGAGGCAGCCAAGGGCAUCUACGAACAGCUGAUGCCGGAGAUCGUCGAGCACCUGAGGGCGCACAAGGAAGGCGCGCGCCUGCGGUUCACGGGGCACUCGCUCGGCGGCAGUCUUGCGCUGCUUGUGAGUCUGAUGCUGGUGGCGCGCGGGGUGGUCGGCCCGGAGUCGCUGCUCCCCGUGGUCACCUUCGGCGCGCCGUCGGUGUUCUGCGGCGGACAGCGCGUGCUGGAGGCGCUCGGCGUCGGCGAGGGCCACGUCCGCGCCGUGGCGAUGCACCGGGACAUCGUACCGAGGGCGUUCUCGUGCCGGUACCCCGGCCACGCCGUGGCCGUGCUCAAGCGGCUCAACGGCGCGCUGCGCACGCACCCAUGCCUCAACAGCCAGAAGGUGCUGUACACGCCGAUGGGCACGACGUACAUCCUGCAGCCGGACGGCAAGGCGUCGCCGCACCACCCGUUCCUGCCGGAGGGCGCGGCGCUGUUCCGGGUGGUCAACCCAGAGCAGCGCGCAGAGCCGUCGGGGUCGGGCAGGGCAGUGGUGGCCAGCGCCCUGCGCGCAUUCCUCAACUCGCCGCACCCGCUGGAGACACUGAGCGACCUCUCCGCCUACGGCUCCGAGGGUGCCAUCCUACGGGACCACGAGUCUGGCAACUACUUCCGGGCGCUCUACGCCCUCACAAAGGUGGCGCCGCGCCGCCGGAAGCAGCCAGAGAUUGUGUGGAGGCUUCCCGGCGUCGAGCGGCUGCAGCAGUACUGGUGGCCGGGGGUCGCCGGCACCGUCGUACCGAGGCCGGUGGCCGUCCGCAGCAAGGAGCUGGUCUCCGAGGCCUGAUGAACAGCUGCGGCUCAGGCAGGUCUACAUACAUUCUUUGGGUUCUUUGAUGCGUUUGACCAAAUGCAUCAAUGGUACGUACAUACGAGGGUACAGAAAAUCAGUCGACUUCCUUGGUGUAGGUUUAGUGUAAGCAUAUGCGUAUAGUAGGAGCAUUGAUGUGGUUUGUUGUCCUGGUGGCCUGCAAAGUUGUGCAGGCCACUGAAUAAUGCAAUGGUGAUUUGUCAAAGGAUCAUGUGAUUGUGAUCCAAUGAACUCCGCCUGUAAAUUCGUUGUUUUAAAGGAAAAAAAAAACAAUGUUGUUUUAAA